AUGAUCUCCAUCACCGACUGGCAGAAGAUUGGUGUGGGCGUCACCGGCUUCGGUGUCUUCUUCAUCCUCUUCGGGAUACUCCUGUACUUUGAUUCCGUACUCUUGGCUUUCGGAAAUCUGCUGUUCCUGACUGGUCUCUCCCUCAUCAUCGGCCUGAGGAGGACGUUUUCCUUCUUCUUCCAACGACACAAGCUCAAGGGGACCACCUUCUUCCUGGGGGGUGUAGCCAUCGUGUUGCUGCGCUGGCCCCUGCUGGGCAUGCUCCUGGAGGCCUAUGGAUUUGUUAACCUCUUCAAGAGCUUUUUCCCUGUGGCCUUUGGAUUCCUGGGCAGUGCUUCCAACAUCUCCUUCCUGAGCACUCUGUCGCAGAAGCUUCAAGGCUCCAGCUCAAUGGUCUGA
This is a messenger RNA of Chionomys nivalis (European snow vole), 399 nucleotides long. It is a transcript of the gene Golt1a, whose product is annotated as golgi transport 1A. The transcript is spliced from 5 exons. The coding region runs from base 1 to 399 and encodes 132 amino acids. Gene Ontology annotation, cellular component: membrane; endoplasmic reticulum. The record is from RefSeq and is a predicted model, not a curated record. NCBI's taxonomy places the organism in Eukaryota, Metazoa, Chordata, Mammalia, Rodentia, Cricetidae. Gene Ontology annotation, biological process: retrograde transport, endosome to Golgi; endoplasmic reticulum to Golgi vesicle-mediated transport.